Molecule: messenger RNA, 6310 nt
Organism: Neomonachus schauinslandi (Hawaiian monk seal)
Lineage: Eukaryota; Metazoa; Chordata; Mammalia; Carnivora; Phocidae
Gene: APPL1
Product: adaptor protein, phosphotyrosine interacting with PH domain and leucine zipper 1
Exons: 22
Coding region: 124-2250 (708 amino acids)
Biological process (GO): signaling
Cellular component (GO): endosome membrane; cytoplasm
Molecular function (GO): identical protein binding
Source: RefSeq, a predicted model, not a curated record
CGGGCGGCGACGGCGGCCGCGCCUGUAGGAGAGGGCGGGUCGGGGUCGGCUGCUACAGGCGGGCGGGCGCGGGGAGCUGUGGGUGGCUGCCGUGUCUCCUGCCGCCGCUCUCCCUCCGCCACGAUGCCGGGAAUCGACAAGCUGCCCAUCGAGGAGACGCUGGAGGACAGUCCGCAGACAAGGUCUUUACUGGGUGUAUUUGAAGAAGAUGCUACAGCUAUUUCCAACUAUAUGAACCAGUUGUAUCAAGCUAUGCAUCGGAUUUAUGAUGCACAGAAUGAAUUAAGUGCAGCAACACACCUGACUUCAAAACUUUUAAAAGAAUAUGAAAAACAGCGUUUUCCAUUGGGGGGUGAUGAUGAAGUUAUGAGCUCUACUUUGCAACAGUUUUCAAAAGUUAUAGAUGAGCUUAGCUCUUGUCAUGCAGUACUUUCAACGCAGCUAGCUGAUGCCAUGAUGUUUCCCAUUACCCAGUUUAAAGAAAGAGAUCUAAAAGAAAUAUUGACAUUAAAGGAAGUGUUUCAGAUUGCUAGUAAUGAUCAUGAUGCUGCAAUUAACAGAUAUAGCCGGUUGUCUAAAAAAAGAGAAAAUGACAAGGUAAAGUAUGAAGUCACAGAAGAUGUCUACACUUCCAGAAAAAAACAACACCAGACCAUGAUGCAUUAUUUUUGUGCAUUAAAUACUCUUCAAUACAAAAAGAAAAUAGCAUUGUUAGAACCUCUACUCGGGUACAUGCAAGCUCAGAUAAGUUUCUUUAAGAUGGGUUCUGAAAAUCUCAAUGACCAGCUGGAAGAAUUCUUGACUAAUAUUGGAACAAGUGUACAGAACGUUCGUAGGGAAAUGGACAAUGAUGUAGAGACCAUGCAGCAGACAAUAGAAGAUUUGGAGGUAGCCAGUGACCCCUUAUAUGUGCCUGACCCAGAUCCCACGAAAUUUCCUGUUAAUCGAAACUUAACCCGGAAGGCUGGAUACCUUAAUGCUAGGAAUAAAACAGGCUUGGUGUCAUCUACCUGGGACAGACAGUUCUACUUCACGCAGGGUGGAAACUUAAUGAGUCAGGCGCGUGGGGAUGUGGCAGGCGGCCUGGCCAUGGACAUUGACAACUGCUCAGUAAUGGCUGUGGACUGUGAAGACAGGCGAUACUGUUUUCAGAUCACUUCCUUUGACGGAAAAAAAUCUUCAAUUUUGCAAGCAGAAAGUAAAAAAGACCAUGAGGAGUGGAUCUGUACAAUAAAUAACAUAUCCAAACAAAUAUAUUUAAGUGAAAAUCCGGAGGAAAUUGCUGCACGAGUAAAUCAGUCCGCUUUGGAGGCGGUCACUCCUUCCCCGUCUUUCCAGCAGAGGCACGAGAGUCUGCGGCCGGCAGCACAAUCUCGGCCACUGACAGCUCGAACUAGCAGCUCGGGAUCCUUAGGAUCUGAGUCCACAAAUUUGGCUGCCCUUUCUCUAGAUUCUCUCGUUGCUCCAGAUACUCCAAUACAGUUUGACAUCAUUUCUCCCGUGUGUGAAGAUCAGCCUGGCCAGGCAAAAGCCUUUGGCCAGGGAGGCAGGCGCACAAAUCCAUUUGGAGAAUCUGGAGGAGGUACAAAAUCUGAAACUGAAGAUUCUAUUCUUCAUCAGUUAUUUAUUGUCCGAUUCCUUGGUUCUAUGGAGGUGAAAUCAGAUGACAAUCCAGAUGUUGUUUAUGAAACAAUGCGGCAAAUCUUAGCUGCCCGGGCCAUCCAUAACAUCUUUCGUAUGACAGAAUCACAUUUAUUGGUCACUUGUGAUUGUUUAAAGUUAAUUGAUCCACAGACACAAGUUACACGGCUCACAUUUCCAUUACCCAGUGUAGUUUUGUACGCUACACAUCAGGAAAAUAAGAGGCUUUUUGGAUUUGUUCUUCGGACAUCAGGAGGGAGAAGUGAAAGUAAUCUGUCAUCAGUCUGCUAUAUAUUUGAAUCGAACAAUGAGGGGGAAAAGAUUUGCGAUUCUGUUGGUCUGGCAAAACAGAUAGCUUUGCAUGCAGAACUGGAUCGUCGGGCGUCAGAAAAACAAAAAGAAAUAGAGAGGGUAAAAGAGAAGCAACAGAAAGAACUCAGCAAACAAAAACAAAUUGAAAAGGACUUAGAAGAACAAAGUCGGUUGAUAGCUGCUUCCAGUAGACCAAACCAAGCCAGUAGUGAGGGGCAGUUUGUUGUCCUUAGCAGUAGCCAGUCAGAAGAGAGUGAUUUGGGAGAAGAAGGAAAGAAAAGAGAGUCAGAAGCAUGAACUUAUCCUUGCUUUUUGGUUGGUAUUCCCCCCUUGGAAUUUAUUGACAGUUUCUGUGGUGAAAUGGCACAAGGUAACAACUAUGUUGAAAUAUCCAGGAGACUAAAGUUUAUAUUUGCUUGUUUGUUUUAACUUCAUUUUUUAAAAUAAGAUUGAUCUUGAUCACUUAGGUUUGCAUUGAUUUUUUUUCCUUAAAAAUAAUAUACUAUGCAGUAACAUCAAAUUCCACGUGUCAAAGAGAAACCUGUUCAUCUCCUUGAAGUAGAUUGCUGAGGAAUUACACUUGCUCAAGCCUUUUUUCCUUCAAAUUGUGAACUUAUCUUGCAUUGUAAUUGGCUCUGACCAUAAGAAACCUUUUAUUCUUCAGCUUCAGAUAUUCAUGGAUAUGCUCCCUCUUCUCAUUAGGAACAUUUUUGCUGGCAGUGAGGAAGCUUUCAACUGAAUCAGUUCAAAACCCUUUAUACAGAGAAUUCUACAAGUUUGCAAAUAUUUUAAUUAUUAAAUGUGCAAUAGAACUUUUAUAUAAAAUAAUUAGAAAAAAGAUUUUAGACUUAAGGUUUCAAAUUGUGGCAGGUGGUACUGUGAUUUCAGGGCACUUUCUUGGAUUGCUCACAUUUCUCUGAUGUGAGCAAUUUCUUCUUUCCCACCUGAUGCCAGUGGGAAAGAAGCCUACGUGUCUUCAGUUCAAGAUUGAUACAGCCCGUGGCAUUUAAUUAUCACAUUCUUAGUUCUCAGGUUGGGACUUGAAUUAUUGCUGCAGAGCAGUAAUGAUUAAAAUAAGAUUUUGGAAUUUAUUAAAAGGGAUUUUUUUUGUUCAAGUACAUUUUAGAUUAGGACUUAACAUGUAAAGAUAUUGUUACAGGAUAACACAUUGUAUUUUCUGCAUUGCGUGAAAUAAUUUUUAUUGAAAAUCAAGUGACAUUUCAAAAGAAAUUCUGUAACAGUUGUUUCCUGCUUAAAGUAAAAAUGCCCAGAGUUUAGUUUAGAAAAUGUAAUCUUUUAAAUUUCAGACUGAUAUGCACAGUAUUUUCAUAAUUCCAUGUUUUGAUAAAAUACUGAUCACCACUUUAUAUCCACAAAGGCAAAUAACUAAUAUAUGAGAAUAGAAUAAUUUGCACUAAUUAUUGUAAAUACUUGUACUCUCAAAUGAGUAAAAGGUCUAAUUCCAUGAAAGAUUGAAAGGAGAUUGAAUGUUUGGUUUAAGAGUGACCAAGGAAGGAUUUUAGUUUGGUGCCAAGGUUAAAAUGACAUUUCCCUACUGCCAUGUCAAAACUUGAUUUUUUUUUUUUUUAACAUUGCUGAUAGAAAUUAUGUUUCCUUUGUUUCACAUGUAAAACUAUAUAGAAACAAGUUAAAUAUAUUGAAUAAAAUACAUAGUCAUACAUCUAAAAUUUUCAAGAGAUUAGCCACUUCAUGACUAAUUAUAUAAGGGAAAAGCCCUUUGUUCUUUGAUACAGUCUUAUCUUAGUUCUGAAUUAGAGACGGCAUCUAUUUUAGCUCUCACAGUACAGUGUGGCUGUUUCACACUGUGUGCACACUGCUUUCUGUGGAAGGGGAUAAUUACAUAUAGGAUCAGGAUAUUCUUUGUAUCCAUGUGCCAAAUGGGAAUAAUGAUUACUUGAUAAUCAUUAUUUUGAAGAUUAUAUUCACAAAACAUACAGUAACAAAAUAGACCUUUAUGGAAUACUUUUUGAAGAAAGUUGACUUUGUGCUUACUUUGGGAAUGCUUUCACAAUAGUUGGUGUAUCAUUCCUUUGGUAGAAGUUGAAAUUUCUGUGGUCAGCCCUUGAUUAGUCAUGGUAGGUCCUGCUUUUAAGAUCUUUUUGAGAAUUAGUCAGCUCUCUGUUUCAUAAAGUCUUUUGUUUAUGCUAUUAAGUUGUCACCUCACUUAGUUCAGAUGAAACUUGUCACCCUACAAUGAAGGCGGUCAGCUUUAGGAGGCAGUUUUACUAGGCUGGUGCUGUGCCUGGUAAUGAGGUGCUGCCCUUUUUUAGUUCGCUGGGUCAAAGUGAAGGCUAGAGCCAAAGGCACUGGCAGACUUCAGGAUGCUGGAUAGACCUGUAGUUCCUUUCAAGUCCUGUUUUGAUAGGACUUUCUACAAUAACACAUCCAUUUCCACAGAUCAGACCAAAGAGCCUUCCGACACCAAAUAGAAAUCGUGUGUGGGAUUAACAGUUUUAGAUAUUUCAACUUUUGGUCCAUUGCUAUAGGACUAUACGAACUUUGCAUACUGCAGAUAUUUAGGCAUCAGCUUUAAAAAACUUGGCUUUUUGUUUGAAGAAGGCUGCCCGUGGGUUUCUGCAUAAUGUUAAAGCUGAUCUUGGUUUGUUACCCUUUGAAAUCCCUUCUGGCUCUUGAGUGCUUUGAUGGUAAUUGAAUUCGAAUUUGGGAUAGUUUUCUCCAAUUCAAACUUACACUUGAUGGUUUUAGAAAUUAACAAAAUUGAUUCUUUAAAAGAAAAGAAAGUCUACCUAAUUCAGCUAUGCACUCUGCUACCUAUAAAAACAGUACUUUUGUAACGAUGGUAAUGAAGUCGAUAGGAAACUAAUUAUACUGCUUCUCCCUUUAAAAAUUUUAAAACUCUUAACAAAGGACUGAACAGAGUCCCCAAAGCCAGUCUAGUUUUUGUCAUUUCUACAAUGAUUAGUUUGUGUUUAACUUCAAAAGAAUUCUCAGGCCCUGGGGUGGUAAAAUUAUUACUUUUAUGCUUGGGAAAAGGGUAUUAGGGUAUGCAUAACAUUCUACGUAACAUACAGUCUUGUAAAGGCAUCUGAGUUAAUUUUGAGUUAUGUGUAGGAACUACAAAUAUUUAAGAUUUGAAUCUUACUAGAAAUGCUGACAGACCCUAAGAUCCCGUGUAUUGCAAAACCUGCUACCUGAAUUAAUAAAAUGAAAAUACUAACAUUGGUUUUGACAACAACCUCCUAGCAUUCAAAUUGUACUUUAAAUAUUCAAACACACUGAUUGUAGCAAGCAAGCCUUUCAUUUUAUUUUAAGCAACUUUGGCUUACUCUUCUUUCAUGAAUUUUGUUCUUCUGCAUUAAUAACACCUAAAGAUUUGAAACUGGAACUAUAUACUACACUUUUUAACUAGUCUCUUGUGGCUGUACUCAUGUAAUUUACUUCAGCUAAUAUGAGAACUGGGAUUAAGUUAUAACUAAUGUGCAAAACCGCUUUGUAUAUUUGGUGAUUUUGUAAUGUUAGUGAAUUGGUUCUUAUCUCACUGAUACUAUUAAUCAUGCAUAUAUACAAUUAAAAAUCAUGCUACAUUUCCCUUUAGAAUUGAAGAGCUCAACUUUAUGUAAUGGUGGUAUACAUGUGGGGUGGAGAGCUUAUUCUUUUCGUUUUGUCAAAGUAGGUAUUCUCUGACAAGGCUUCAGGAUAUAUGCUUUUAGGAGAUUUUUAAUGUAUAAUAAAGUCCAUGAUUUUUGUAUAGUCUUUUUUGUAUGAAGUAUUUGAUAUAUACUCUGAAUUUUAUUUCUUCAAGUAAUUCCAAAUGAUGCUUGUGAAACAAAUGGACUUUUUCUUAUGUUAUGACACUUAUAAUUACACAUCUAGCCCCACUGCAAUUCCAUAACAGCUAAAAUGAAAAAAAAAAAGUCACUUAACUGAGAAUACAAAUUCAUCACUAGUGACUUUUUUUUCUUUUAGAAAAACAGACUUCUCAAUAAUUACCCUAGACAUGUUACAGACAAUAUAUACUUGCUAUGGUUGGCCCUAUUCAAAGAAAUACAUAUGUUUAAAGGGGCAGGUUAUUGUGUACACCAGCUUAAGUGGGCUUGGCCUGUAAUUUUAAUACCAAUACAUAUUUGUCCCAUGUACUCUUUAUACUUUCCUAUAACACCAAGUUUUUUUUCUUCUGGGAGUUUCUGUUCUAAUUUGUUUUUAUAAAAUAUAUAUACUUUUAGAAGGUCCAGGGUGGAUGAAACUAUAGAAUUAUGUAAUUUAUCUAAGUGCAUGUAUAUCCUAAAUAUAUUUGUAUAUUGACAUAUCUAUAAUCCACUACUCACUUAUAAAUGGACACCACAAUUUGACUAAAAAAAUAAAAAUUAUUCAUGCC